Messenger RNA from Cyclopterus lumpus (lumpfish), 1452 nucleotides. RefSeq names its product SET and MYND domain containing 1a (gene smyd1a). Gene Ontology annotation, molecular function: protein binding. The record is from RefSeq and is a predicted model, not a curated record. Gene Ontology annotation, cellular component: nucleus. NCBI's taxonomy places the organism in Eukaryota, Metazoa, Chordata, Actinopteri, Perciformes, Cyclopteridae. The transcript is spliced from 9 exons. Bases 88 to 1425 code for a protein of 445 amino acids.
UCCGCUCCCUGCAGCUUGUGUAGCCCCUCGUCCCUCGGCCGGUCCCCCCUCUGUAGCCUUCUCCUCUGGGUUUGGUUCCCCAGAACAAUGACUGUGGGGAACAUGGGAAGUGUGCAGCUGUUUGAUGCUGGGAAGAAAGGUCGCGGCCUGAGGGCCACCAAAGAGCUCACUGCAGGGGAAGUGGUCUUCGCCGAGCCCAGUUUCUCUGCUGUGGUCUUCGACAGUUUGGCCACUCAGGUGUGCCACAGCUGUUUCCGGCGCCAGGCCAAUCUGCACCGCUGUGCCCAGUGUAAAUUUGCCCAUUACUGCGACCGCACCUGCCAGACUGCAUGCUGGGAUGAACACAAGCAGGAAUGUGGAGCCAUCAAGAUGAUGGGCAAGGUGCCGGGCGAAAAGGUUCGUCUGGCUGCUCGUGUGCUGUGGCGUAUACACAAGGACACAGGGAUUGUGUCGGACAGUCAGCUGAUCUCAGUGGACCAGCUGGAGGACCAUGUGACUGACCUACCUGAAGAAGAUCUCAAGCACCUCAAGACUGAUGUGUACACCUUCCUGGAAUACUGGACUUAUGGAAGAAAGCAGCACUCUGUUGACGACAUCUCACACAUCUUUGGCAUCAUCAAGUGUAAUGGAUUCACACUGAGUGACCAGAGAGGCCGUCAGGCUGUUGGUUUGGGUCUUUUCCCCAACCUCUGUCUGGUCAACCAUGACUGUCGGCCCAACUGUGUCGCCAUCCUCAACCACGGCAAGGUGGAGCUGCGAGCUGUGGGUACAGUCUCAGAGGGUGAGGAGCUGACCGUCAGCUACGUGGACCUCCUCAACCUGUCUGCUGACCGCCAGAAGAAGCUCAAGGAGCAGUUCCACUUCCAGUGCAGCUGCGAACAGUGCAGCCAGCGCGUCAAGGACGACCUGAUGAUGGCUGCCGCAGAGAGCGAGGGGAACAAACCCUCUGCUGAUCAGCUGAAAGAAGGAACCGCCUUCAGUAAAGAGUAUCUGGAGAAGAUCGAGAGGUCGCGCAUGGAGAAGGAUUACUGCCAAGUGGUGAGGUUGUGUCGUGAGUGUCUGGAGAAGCAGGACAACAUCUUGGCUGACACUCACCUGUUGAAGCUGCGCGUGCUCAGCGUGGCCAGUGAGGUGCUCUCAUACCUGCAGUCCUUCUCUGAGGCUGCAGACUACGCCCGCAGGAUGGUGGAGGGAUACAUAAAGCUCUACCACCCCAACAAUGCCCAGUUGGGCAUGGCCAUCAUGCGGGCAGGCGUCACCCUCUGGCAUGCGGGGCAGACAGAGGCGGCUCACGGCCUGAUCUGCAAGGCCUACGGCAUCCUCAUGGUGACCCAUGGACCCAACCACCACAUCACCAGAGACCUGGAGUCUAUGCGCAUGCAGACUGAGAUGGAGCUGAAGAUGUUCAAGCAGAAAGAGGACUGAUCACCUGCAUCACUGAUGAUCCAAUCU